Molecule: messenger RNA, 1680 nt
Organism: Clonostachys solani
Lineage: Eukaryota; Fungi; Ascomycota; Sordariomycetes; Hypocreales; Bionectriaceae
Source: the annotation of a GenBank genome assembly
AUGGGCAAGGUAGCCCGAACUUGCAAGGAAUUUCACUCGAUUAUGACGCCCCGUCUUCACAGACGUGUUGCUUACAAAGUCGAAGAUGAUGCCCAAUUACCCCAAUUUAUUCGAUUGAUCCAGCGUUACCUCAGUGUGACACAGAAUCGGAAACUGAGAUCACAGUGCCGUUGUGAGGGCCAGCGGGACGGGGUUCCCUACGGGUCCGACCUGGGAGCUAAUCCGCCGUGCGCGGGUUAUGUGCGUGAGAUGAUCAUUGGUCAUAUUUUCACAGGGAGGAAGGGCAAAUAUAUGGUCUACCGGUAUCUGGAAGAGGCGCUCAAGAGCAUGCACGGGUUAGAAAUCGUGGGGCUGUGGGGAAUAACAAGGUACGUGAUGCCAUCGGGUCCGAGUUCGUCGAGGGCAAAAGCUGACUGGUUCUGCCGUACCCCAAGCGCAAUGGCAAAAGACCUUGCAGGACUCCCCAACCUCAAAGCCCUUUCACUGACUGCCCAAGAGGUAAGAGUUGGGGACAACAUCACUGCCUUGGCAAGCGUGAAGAAUCUCCAGCACUUCAGAAUACGGGCCUGGAACCCCGUCAGAGAAUUUGAAGAGGCCACACGGGCAAUUCUUCUCAACUCUAGGUUGACUUUGCGAAGUUUGGUCAUCCUGAACCCCGGUCAUGAGACCGCCGGUUACCAUUUUGGGUUCCUCGAUGAUUGGCAGAGGGAAUUUGGUUCAGGCAGCCAGACACCAUAUUUCCCCGCUCUGCAGUCUCUGCACCUGAGUGGCUUGAAGGGGUCCGACGAGGGCCUGAAGCGAGCUUUUGAAAACGCCUUUGAUUUCAUGAGUUUACGGUCACUAACCCUGGACCGAAUCUAUAAUGGUAGAAGCGCACUCUACCGCCAUCUGGCGGACCUGGCCGCUAGAACCCCUAAGGAAGACAUCAAAUUACGAAGCUUCCAGAUGGAUCAUCAUUCAGAUGCUACCUUCGACGAACAGAAAGAUGACAUGGAAACGUUGUGCAGGUUUCUUGGCUCCUUUGAUACCCUCACCAAUCUUCACUUGGUCGAGUACAACAAGUAUCCCGCUGCAGGGCAUGAUAAAGGCGAUCUUCCUUAUCCACUGCACCAGGCGAUCCUCAAGCAUAGGGAUCUAACCAGCUUGGUUUUGCACUCUCGAGCCCCUUACGUUAUGAUGCUGAUGGAAGCUUUUAUCUCUCCAAAAGUCAUCGCAACCAUCAUGGACAGCUUGCCUCGGUUGGAGGAAUUUGAAUUCGCAGCACGUUCUCUAGAGAUGGCCCAAGUAGGAGAAGCUCUAGCCCGCGCAAAGAACCUAAAGACCCUAUCUGUUACGCAAAUCCGUGGGCUGACCGUGCCCGAGCCCGAGGCGCUUGUGACGAAAAUUGUCACGGGUGUUCUGGACAGUAGAGGCGGUGGUUCUGCUGGAGACGAACCAUUUCGUUGGUACAAUCACAGUAGGCUUAGGCGAAUCAUUACUGAUCGCAAGCGCACUUUUGAUAUCGCCUCUGAAUUUUGGGAGGUCAAGGAUAGGAGAGUCAAGAAGCCUUUCAGUAUCCGCGGCUUGCGGAAUACGGAGCACGAGGUUUUGUGUCGAGAUGUGACCGCAUUGCUUGCUAAGGAUUCUCCAUUUGUCCCCGACUGUGACUGGGCAGAUGAUGUCGCCCGCGACAUGAUCUAG